AUGUCUUGUUUAUUUGGCCUCUCUGAACAAGAGCAAGCUAAAGCCUGCGCCGGAGUCGGCUUAGCACUCUCUCCUGUGUGGAGUUGGCUGGCUGGUGCAAUGGACAGUCUGGAGGCACAGCUACGUUUCCGUGCUGCUUGGAAUCGACAAGCUCAACAAUUAGCAGCGUAUGCGACUGGUAUACAGCUCGCCAACUCAAAUAACGCAAACCCACUGGCGAGUUCUGCUGCAAGCGUAACUGUUGAUGAUUUGUCACAACCUGAAUCAGGUGUGUGCUGCAAAUUUCACUUAUCACUUAAACUGGGGAUUUCUUUUGUUAAUAUAUUUUCAUGA
Molecule: messenger RNA, 333 nt
Organism: Protopolystoma xenopodis
Lineage: Eukaryota; Metazoa; Platyhelminthes; Monogenea; Polystomatidea; Polystomatidae
Source: the annotation of a GenBank genome assembly